Molecule: messenger RNA, 1217 nt
Organism: Musa acuminata subsp. malaccensis (wild Malaysian banana)
Lineage: Eukaryota; Viridiplantae; Streptophyta; Magnoliopsida; Zingiberales; Musaceae
Product: probable NAD(P)H dehydrogenase (quinone) FQR1-like 2
Cellular component (GO): membrane
Molecular function (GO): FMN binding; NAD(P)H dehydrogenase (quinone) activity
Source: RefSeq, a predicted model, not a curated record
UCCUACUAGUUUUACUCGUCCCCGUUCGAAGACCGAUGGGAGUCCAACGCGAGUCGGAUCUCGGAACGCCGCAGGAGAUCGCGGGAACUCCUCUCCAUGGAAAUCUUAGGCAGUGCUGAAGCAAAUUGAUUGCUACGGAUCGAAAUCCGUAAGACAUUUUAGAAAGUUAGGGUUUUGAUCAAUCCCUUUGGCGAGGAAGAGAAUUCUUAUUCUUUGAAGGAUUUCUCCCCAGUUUGGACUAAUUUGGGUGUUCGGAAGAAGUAAUCUUACGAAGGAAGUGGAGUUCUGCAGCUACUAACAAGAGAUUGGAAUAAAUGGGGAAAGGAGGAGGUUGCUUUCCGAGCAAGAAGAAGCAGCCAACGGUUGCCUCUGAUCAGGCCGUCACCAUUGUGGAGAGGAAUGCUCCCCUUCCCACCGAGGAGAAGAUUGAAGGCAGCGAAGAGGUCGUGGAACCUGCCGGGCCACCGGUGGUCGAGACCAAGGUCAAGAUCUUCAUCGUAUUCUACUCCAUGUACGGCCACGUCGAGGCCCUAGCAAAGCAGAUGAAGAAGGGCGUCGACGGCACUGAUGGUGUAGAGGGUGUCCUGUAUCGUGUUGCAGAGACACUCCCAUCGGACGUCUUGGAGAAGAUGUACGCUCCACCGAAGGAUCCGUCAAUUCCAGAGAUAUCGGCUGCAGAGCUGGUUGAAGCGGACGGGAUACUGUUCGGGUUUCCGACGAGGUAUGGGUGCAUGGCGGCUCAGAUGAAGGCAUUCUUUGAUUCUACAGGGCAGUUAUGGAGAGAACAGAAGCUUGCAGGGAAACCUGCCGGGUUCUUUGUGAGCACUGGGACUCAAGGUGGAGGGCAAGAAACUACCGCUUGGACUGCGCUCACCCAAUUAACCCAUCAUGGCAUGCUCUUCGUUCCUAUCGGAUAUACCUUUGGAGCUGGAAUGUUCAAGAUGGAUGAAAUUAGAGGUGGAUCUCCAUAUGGUGCUGGUGUUUUUGCUGGAGAUGGAACGAGACAACCUAGUGAAGCUGAGCUUUCUCUUGCUGAGUACCAGGGCAAAUAUAUGGCUUCUAUAGUCAAGAAGCUGGUGCAUACAUGAUUUAUGUGCUCAUAGUUUCUAUUACCUGAUUGCAUAUUUCCUCAUUGUCCCAUUCUAAGACCUCUGUUGUGCUAUAUUUUUCUGCUAUUUCUUUUUAUUCAUAAAAUAAGCUCUGCUACUUUGGUUUUU